UAGUAGCUGGCGUUGGCCCGCGGGUGGGAAGCGAGCUUUUUCCCUUUGGAGGCCUGGGGUCCCGCAGCCUCUACCCCACCUGUCCUGGCCCGGCGCUGCCCAGCGCGUCCGUGCCUCCGUUAUGGAUCUGAAUUUAAACCGAGCGGAUUAUUUACAGGUGGGAGUGACCUCUCAGAAGACUAUGAAGCUGCUUCCUGCUUCAAGAUAUAGAGCCACACAAAAGGUGGUUGUUGGAGAUCAUGAUGGAGUAGUUAUGUGCUUUGGCAUGAAGAAGGGAGAAGCAGUGACAGUCUUCAAGACUUUACCUGGGCAGAAGAUUGCAAGAUUGGAACUAGGAGGGGUUCUUAACACGCCCCAGGAGAAAAUUUUUAUUGCUGCAGGAUCUGAAAUUAGAGGCUUCACAAAGAGAGGAAAACAGUUUCUCUCUUUUGAAACAAACCUCACUGAAAGCAUUAAAGCUAUGCACAUAUCUGGCUCAGACCUUUUUCUCAGUGCAAGUUACAUCUAUAACCAUUAUUGUGACUGCAAAGACCAACAUUAUUACCUUUCUGGAGACAAAAUCAAUGACGUCAUCUGCCUUCCAGUGGAAAGAGUACUUCGUGAUGUACCAGUGUUGGCCUGCCAGGACAGAGUACUCAGAGUUUUACAGGGAUCUGAUGUGAUGUAUGAAAUUGAAGUUCCUGGCCCACCUACUGUUUUAGCCCUACAUAAUGGAAAUGGCGGUGACUCUGGAGAAGACCUUUUGUAUGGAACGUCAGAUGGAAAACUUGGGCUUAUUCAGAUCACUACAUCCAAACCAAUACACAAGUGGGAAAUGCGAAAUGAGAAAAAGAGAGGAGGUAUUUUGUGUAUUGACAGCUUUGACAUUGUGGGUGAUGGGGUUAAAGAUUUACUUGUUGGAAGAGAUGAUGGAAUGGUGGAAGUGUAUAGUUUUGAUAAUGCAAAUGAGCCUGUUCUACGAUUUGAUCAGACAUUGUCUGAGAGUGUCACAUCUAUCCAGGGUGGUUGUGUAGGGAAAGAUGGCUAUGAUGAAAUCGUGGUAUCCACAUAUUCAGGCUGGGUUACAGGUCUGACAACAGAGCCUAUUCAUAAGGAAAGUGGACCAGGAGAAGAACUAAAAAUUAAUCAGGAGAUGCAGAAUAAAAUUUCUUCUUUACGGAGUGAGUUGGAACAUCUGCAAUAUAAGGUACUACAGGAAAGAGAGAAAUAUCAACAGUCUUCUCAGUCAAGCAAAGCAAAAUCAGCAGUACCUUCAUUUAGUGUAAAUGACAAGUUUACAUUAAAUAAAGAUGAUGCCAGCUACAGCCUUAUCUUAGAGGUGCAGACAGCGAUAGAUAAUGUCUUAAUACAGAGUGAUGUUCCAAUAGAUUUACUAGAUGUGGAUAAAAAUUCUGCUGUUGUCAGCUUUAGCAGCUGUGAUUCUGAGUCAAAUGACAACUUUCUUCUCGCCACUUAUCGGUGCCAGGCAAAUACCACAAGGCUGGAACUCAAGAUUCGCUCAAUUGAAGGCCAGUAUGGCACACUUCAAGCAUAUGUGACUCCAAGAAUUCAACCCAAAACAUGUCAGGUCCGCCAGUACCUUAUCAAACCCCUUUCACUCCAUCAAAGAACUCACUUUAUUGAUCAUGACAGACCCAUGAAUACACUGACUUUGACAGGCCAGUUCAGUUUUGCUGAACUUCACUCCUGGGUGGUUUUUUGCCUGCCUGAAGUUCCUGAAAAACCUCCAGCAGGAGAAUGUGUGACAUUUUACUUUCAGAACACCUUCCUGGAUACACAACUUGAAAGUACCUACAGAAAAGGUGAAGGAGUUUUUAAAUCUGACAACAUUUCUACUAUAUCCAUCCUAAAAGAUGUGCUCUCUAAAGAAGCUACAAAAAGGAAAAUUAACCUCAACAUAUCAUACGAGAUAAAUGAAAUAUCAGUCAAACACACAUUAAAGCUAAUCCACCCAAAGCUGGAGUACCAGUUGCUUUUGGCUAAGAAAGUGCAAUUAAUUGAUGCUUUAAAAGAAUUGCAGGUUCAUGAGGGAAACACAAACUUUCUGAUACCAGAAUAUCGCUGUAUCCUAGAAGAGGCAGAUCACCUACAGGAAGAAUACAAAAAGCAACCUGCACAUCUUGAAAGACUCUAUGGCAUGAUCACCGAUCUUUUCAUAGAUAAGUUCAAAUUCAAAGGCACCAAUGUAAAAACCAAAGUGCCUCUUUUACUGGAGAUUCUGGACAGUUAUGACCAAAAUGCAUUGAUUGCUUUCUUUGAUGCUGCAUGAAAUAUAAAUAAGGUAAAGUUCCAAAGAAGUUGUAUGUUUAAAUGAAAAAUGUUAAAACAGAAUUGCAAGCUAACUGUAUAUACUUUUAUUUC
This is a messenger RNA of Eubalaena glacialis (North Atlantic right whale), 2361 nucleotides long. RefSeq names its product Bardet-Biedl syndrome 7 (gene BBS7). Gene Ontology annotation, molecular function: protein binding. Gene Ontology annotation, biological process: intracellular transport; non-motile cilium assembly; intracellular protein localization. Lineage: Eukaryota; Metazoa; Chordata; Mammalia; Artiodactyla; Balaenidae. Gene Ontology annotation, cellular component: neuron projection; ciliary basal body; axoneme. The transcript is spliced from 19 exons. The record is from RefSeq and is a predicted model, not a curated record. The coding region runs from base 122 to 2269 and encodes 715 amino acids.